This is a messenger RNA of Triticum aestivum (bread wheat), 2231 nucleotides long. RefSeq names its product UPF0496 protein 1. NCBI's taxonomy places the organism in Eukaryota, Viridiplantae, Streptophyta, Magnoliopsida, Poales, Poaceae. The transcript has 2 exons. The record is from RefSeq and is a predicted model, not a curated record. The coding region runs from base 619 to 1782 and encodes 387 amino acids.
ACGCGCAAUAGCUCGUGUGUUUACUCCAACAAUCAUCACACUGCUGCUGCGAUUGCAUCAUCAGAUGAGACCACAUCCGCCGCACACGCGCUAGAGAUGGAGUGAGAAGCAUCAGGUUGCUUCCGCCGGCGGCCAUUGCUGCCUGCCCAUCCAUCUCCACCGCCACCUCCACCUCCACCCCCGUCCGUUCGUCAUGCGUACAAGCCAUCCCCACACCUGACAACAACCACACUCCACAAAACCACCCCCAAUCCCCCUCCCUGCAUUCAUCCUCAUUCAUCUUCGAUCUCCUUGCUUGCUAGCUAGCUUGCUCCCCCGGACCUCGCUUUCUUGACCGCUCGCUCCGACGCAACGCGCCGCCGGUAAAGCUCGCAGCUUCUCCCUCUGGCCCCCGCUCGAAUCCGCUUCCCCGGCCCCCGGGUUUUCUUGCGAGGGUUCUGUGGGCUCCUGCCAAUGCUCGCCGGUCUGAUCCGUCCUGCUUGCUGAGGCGCUCCUCGAUUCGGUCCUGGGACGCGUCGUGCUCCUGAUCUGCUGCUGAUUCCUCGAAAUCCGGUGGAAGUCCGUCCGUCCAUCCUGGGUCUGAUUUGCGGGUGCCACCGGCCAUCUUCGCCUCCGGCAAUGGGAAACACCAGCAGCAGCAGCGCCGGCGGCAGCAGGCCCCACCGGCCGACGACCUCGUCGGACUCGGGGCUGCCGCACGCCGCGGCGGCGGAGGAGCUCAGCUCGUACGAGGCGGCGUGCCGGCACGACCCGGAGGUGCGCACCUUCGACUCCACGCUGCAGCGCCGCACCAGCCGCGCCAUCUCCACGCUCGCGGUGGGGGUCGAGGUGCGCUCCAUGUCGCUCGACUCCCUCCGCGGGGUCACCGGCUGCCUCCUGGACAUGAACCAGGAGGUGGUCAAGGUCAUCCUCGACUGCAAGAAGGACAUCUGGAAGAGCCCCGAGCUGUUCGACCUCGUCGAGGACUACUUCGAGAGCAGCCUCCACACCCUCGACUUCUGCACCGCGCUCGACAAGUGCCUCAAGCGCGCCCGCGACUCCCAGCUCCUCCUCCACGUCGCCCUCCAGCGCUUCGACGACGAGGACGACAACGACGGCGACGCCGCCGCCGCCGCGCCCGCCGCCCGGUACGCGCGCACGCUGCACGAGCUGCGCCAGUUCAAGGCGGCCGGGGACCCCUUCACGGACGAGUUCUUCGAGGCCUUCCAGGCCGUGUACCGGCAGCAGCUGGCCAUGCUGGAGAAACUGCAGCAGCGCAAGCACCGGCUGGACAAGAAAAUCAAGACCAUCAAAGCGUGGCGCCGGGUGUCGAGCGUCAUCUUCGCGAGCACCUUCGCGGCGGUGCUCAUCUGCUCGGUGGUCGCCGCGGCCAUAGCCGCGCCGCCUGUCGCAGCGGCAUUGGCCGCGGCGGCCGCGAUUCCGAUAGGGUCCAUGGGGAAGUGGAUCGACUCGCUGCUCAAAGGGUACCAGGACGCUGUCCGUGGGCAGAAGGAGGUGGUGAGCGCAAUGCAGGUCGGGACGUUCAUCGCCAUCAAGGAUUUGGACAACAUCAGGGUGCUCAUCAACCGGGUGGAGAUGGAGAUCAGCUCAAUGGUCGACUGUGUGGACUUCGCGGAGCGGGACGAGGAGGCGGUCAGGUUCGGGGUGGAGGAGAUCAAGAAGAAGCUGGAGGCCUUCAUGAAGAGCGUCGAGGACCUCGGGGAGCAGGCAGACCGGUGUAGCCGAGACAUCCGCCGAGCAAGGACCGUCGUGCUGCAAAGGAUCAUCCGGCAUCCCAACUGAGAGGCCAGGAUGAUGAAGAAUGUAAGGAAUUUGGUGAUAGUGAUGCACAUGAAAAGGUCUAUAUAGUCUGUAGCGUCGUAGACCAGCAAGCAAAGGAGGUGAUCAGUAUCAUAAAGCAAUAAAUAGUUCACUGCUUGCGGACUUCUGUGACGAAUCGCCAUUGCUAACCUGGUUAUUUCCUAGCACAAAUCUCGGAUGGUGGCUGGAUGGCUUUUAGUUUAUUUAUUCUCCUAAAAAUAUUUUUAUUUAUUAGAACUUGGGUGUGCUGACCUCUGGACUAGAUGCUUGUGUCUUUGGCUUAAUAAUCUCAAGGAGAAAAAAUGGGGUGGUCUGUGUUGGUUUCAACUCUGAAAUAUAUGAUUGCAACUGGAGAAAAGGUUGAAACAUUUGUGAUUAGUUGAAAUAUAUGUAAUGUGGCUAGUAAUUGUUAAUUUAUUUUAUUCGAUAAA